ACUCUCAAAAGUUCCCAUGUGGGUCUGUUGGGGGUUAAUUAUGUGCACCCUCCGCCAUUUUUUUUUGGCAUUCUGAUAAAUAAGUUCUCCCCACUGCGGGAGUUAGGAACUGAUUUUUCACCUUUUACAUGUACGCGUUAAAAAAAAAAAAGCCGGGGGGCAGCAUGCUUGAGAAAACAAUCCUUGUUCAGUUACAACGGCUGGUCUCUUCGGCUUCCUCUUUUUGCAGCCUGAUUCUCGUCCUCUGUUGCAUACUUCCUUCGUUCGUAAGUCCCCUGGACUGACUCCCAAAGAACUGUGACUGUUGCGCCAUCCAUGCACUGUAUAUUUACUUAGAAGUAUUGCUCACGGAGUUUAACGGAGCAAGGAACGUUUGCAUACUUACAUCUUUCGGUAUCUAUCUAUUCUAGGGCGUAGAGGAAGCAAAGCUUAUAUUUUCUCUGCCCUUGCCUGCUUCGAAUUGGAAGUCUACCGGUAGAAGGCUCCUAUCCUAAGCUGAGAAGCAGAAGCAGGACUCUUCGAGGCAGAAACGCGCGCAAGCGCAGCCUCGGCCCCUGCUUUGCUUGUCGGCGAGCGCUCGUCCGUCGCUCUGUCAGCGCUCCCUCGGGCCACACCUCUGGGGAGGGAGGCUAACGGGUAGGCGGAGGCAAGGAAGGAGGGAGAGGAGACGAGAGGGGAGACGGCGGCGUCUCUGCUCCCUCCCGGGGAAGAUCUCGCGGUGCUGGGCGCGCUCGGCUUCAGACACCGCCUCCUCCUUUCUGCUGGGAGCUCUGACUGUGCGCAGUGAAGCGGGCGGGAGCGCACAGCUGGGCGGAGAGGCACGCCGGCACCAGCUCCGGUAGGAGGAGGUGGUGGUAGAGACGGAGGCCGGAGUAGUAGUAGUGACAGCCGCGACAACAGCGUCUACUACUACUGCAGGAGGUGCGAGGAAGGCGCGAUUCGCCCAGCCAACCCGUCAGUCCUAGUCCCGCGUCGGAGCCUCGCCCAGUCCGAUGUCCCUGCGGCGGCACUAAGCGAGCCAACGUGCCUUCUUUCCUGCCGAGCCUUCUCGCCUUCCGCAGCCCGAACAUGGCCACCCCAGCAACGUGCACCCGCUUCACCGAUGAAUACCAGCUCUACGAGGAGCUCGGCAAAGGAGCUUUUUCAGUAGUACGGAGAUGUGUGAAAAAACCCACAUCCCAGGAAUAUGCUGCAAAGAUUAUCAAUACCAAGAAGCUGUCAGCCAGAGAUCACCAGAAACUGGAACGUGAAGCUCGGAUCUGUCGAUUAUUAAAACACCCUAAUAUUGUGCGACUCCAUGAGAGUAUUUCAGAAGAAGGUUUCCACUACCUCGUCUUUGAUCUGGUCACAGGAGGAGAGCUCUUUGAAGAUAUUGUUGCUAGAGAAUACUACAGUGAAGCUGAUGCCAGCCACUGCAUUCACCAGAUUUUGGAGAGCGUCAAUCAUAUCCAUCAACAUGAUAUUGUACACAGGGACUUAAAGCCUGAGAACUUGCUACUUGCAAGUAAGUGCAAGGGUGCUGCUGUCAAACUGGCUGACUUCGGACUUGCAAUUGAAGUUCAGGGGGAGCAACAGGCAUGGUUUGGGUUUGCUGGUACUCCAGGCUACCUGUCCCCUGAGGUUUUAAGGAAAGAUCCUUAUGGAAAACCAGUGGAUAUAUGGGCAUGUGGUGUUAUUCUGUACAUAUUACUAGUGGGGUAUCCCCCAUUUUGGGAUGAAGAUCAGCACAAACUGUAUCAACAGAUCAAAGCAGGCGCCUAUGAUUUUCCAUCUCCAGAGUGGGAUACUGUGACUCCAGAAGCAAAGAACUUAAUCAACCAGAUGCUGACAAUAAACCCAGCAAAACGCAUCACAGCUGAUCAGGCUCUUAAGCACCCAUGGGUCUGUCAACGAUCCACUGUGGCCUCCAUGAUGCACAGACAGGAGACUGUCGAAUGUUUGAGAAAAUUCAAUGCCAGAAGAAAGCUGAAGGGUGCAAUCCUCACAACAAUGCUGGUGUCUCGGAAUUUUUCAGUUGGCAGGCAGAGCUCCGCCCCUGCUUCGGCCGCCAUGAGUGCUGCCGGCCUGGCUGAGCAAGCUGCCAAGAGCUUACUGAACAAGAAGUCAGAUGGAGUAAAGCCGCAGACCAACAACAAAGCCAGUGUAGUAAGCCCAGCAAAAGAAACACCCCCAGUGCAGAUGUCCAUGGAACCACAGACUACUGUUGUCCACAAUGCUAGUGAUGGCAUAAAGGGUUCUACAGAGAGCUGUAAUACUACCACUGAAGAUGAAGACCUGAAGGUGCCCCCUCUCUCCAUCGGGGACAGCAGCUCAGUGCUUGAAGGACGGAGUCACUGUGAGAGCAAAACGCAGACUGAGUCCAUGCAGUCCCAGCUUUCUCUCUGUUAUUCAGCCACUACUACUACACAAUCUUGUGAAGAGAAACUUCUUGCCUGGGACAGCCCAGGGCAAACUGUGGAGUUGGAUCGUGCUCAGUCGGAGCCAGUUCUAACUCCAGUAGUUCCAUUUGCACUUAACAAUCCACCAUUGCGUAAACAAGAGAUCAUAAAGAUAACGGAGCAGCUGAUUGAGGCAAUCAACAAUGGAGAUUUUGAGGCAUACACGAAGAUCUGUGACCCUGGAUUAACCUCAUUUGAACCUGAAGCACUGGGAAAUCUCGUGGAGGGGAUGGACUUCCACAAGUUUUACUUUGAGAACUUAACGCCUGCCCAGUGCCUCUCUGAUAAAGUGACAGUGCCUGCUGGUAAAGUAUUGUCCAAGAACAGCAAGCCAAUCCACACCACCAUCCUGAACCCCCACGUUCACAUUAUUGGUGAUGAUGCAGCCUGCAUUGCCUACAUCCGCUUGACACAGUAUAUCGAUGGUCAAGGCCGGCCUCGCACCACGCAGUCUGAAGAGACCCGUGUCUGGCACCGCCGCGAUGGCAAGUGGCUGAAUGUCCACUACCACUGUUCUGGGGCCCCAGCAGCUCCGCUCCAGUGAAACUGAAACAUGGCAGCUUUCGGAGAUACUCAGCGGGAGGGCAAUCUCUUCUCAGCAAGCAGCUCUGGAGUGCCUGAAUUACAGCAACGGUCAUGUUCGUUUUGACGUUUUAAAAAAUAUAUGAAUUACAAACCGGCAGCAGCCAAAUGCACGAAGCCCUGCAUGAAUCUGAUGCUCCAGGCGCUGCCACCUUUCUGUUAUUUUUCCAUGGAUCCAUCGUGUCUGUUUCUGCUGUAUGAAGGUGUCUUUUAAAUCUCAAGAGAAACCCAUAUUGUUUGUAUAGAAAAGAGAUCAUCAUCCAUGAUGGAGUGUCCAGUGCCUCCUCUCCAGGGCUGGUGAUGGAGCAGCAGCUGUGGAGCAUCUUUCAGAACCAGAGCAAAGAAAGGGGGAGAAAGCAGCUUGGGCAACAAAAUGCUGAAACCUGUGCUCUGUGAAGGCACAGUGGGAACUAACAUGGUCAGGCUAUGCUGCAACUUUUCAUCGGGGAGAUGUGGCUGGCAGCAAGCUCUCAAGAUAAGCAUGGAGAAAGGCGAGCAAGGAGGACAUUUCUCACCCCUUUGCUAUCCAGAGACUGACUUGAGCCCAAGUGUCAGUGGUGGAGAAGCAGCAGCUAGCCGAUUGCUCGGCCACUGGGUCGCACUGACUGUGUAAAAACGAACAAGAAUGUUUUAAGGAACAAAUGUGAGCUGGAUUUAAAUAGCAUAGGAGCUUGCUCCUCAGUGGUGCACUCGUUUUUAGAAACAGCUAUUCCUUGGAGGUGUGAAGUCAGCUUAUAAGGAUAAAGUUUAAGAGCAAAUGAUACUACGAGGAAGAGAGUACAUGAACGGCUUAUUUUUUUCUAUUUUGAAUAGAUGGGAUCCAGAGUGCUGCAGAAUAUGUGCUCCUUAGGAAACAGUUGGAAAGCUUUGUGUUAUAUUCUGCCCUGAAGUUUUGCACACACAUGCGUUUGCUUCUUGUAUGGUGUGUAACUUAGUUUAUGUUUUAUACUGAAAUAGAUUAUAUAAAUAUAUAUAUAUGCACACACACACACCCCUAUAACUAUGGGGCUAUCUGGUUUCCCAGUUUUAUUUGUUUUCUGAUAAACUAGCAAAGGGAGCCAGCAACUUCAGGCAAGUGCUUUUUCCACUAGCCCAGUCCAUCUAACAUUGCUUUGUUUCCUGUUGUUCCAUUGAGUGUAUAUUUUUUAUUUCCCUCUCUAUCCAUGGUGGUGUGUUUACUCAGUAAACCGUAGAAUCAGAACCUCAGUUUUACUUCGUUCAGAAGGUUCUACAGUUUCUCCUGUAGUUUCUUCUAAUAGGGUAAGAACUUUACCCACAAACCUUACCUAGGGGAUUGCCGUUUUGCAUAGACCCCAUUUGUCUACUUUGCACCAUGAAGGUGAUCAAUAUUCUUUUUUCUCUACACAGAAAAUCUUUUGACAGUUGUACAUCUUGGCCAUUGCUUUAUCCUGUUUCCAAGUAGUAGAAGUGGGGUAGAAGCUUUCCCAGUAAACUUUGAAGUUCAGAUUUAUUCUGUUGCUUUCUGUGUACCCUGACUACAAGGAGCACCAAAGUUUUUUGCAUGUCCAGUCAUUCAUUUUGAGAAUAUGGAAUUCCAUUAUAUUUUGUUGCCUAAAUAGGAUGAAGCAGAAUUAGGAGGAAGGCAACCUUAAUGGAGCUCAGGACAAUAGAAAGUUAUGACUUGAUUCCAUGGAACAGAAGGUAUGCAUUUCCUGCUUUGCAGUGGAUAUUGCAGCUUCUGUUUCUGCUAACAAUACAAUUAGCUCAGCCCACAGCAUUUAUCAGAGCUUAUCCUCAGCACAGGAAAGAAAUUCACCCUUCCUUUUUCAGGCUCAACAAGAGUUACUUGGAGGAGAGAAGGAGGGAAGGAAUGCUGUAUCAAUUGGGGGGAUGGAUGGUAGACUUUUAAUGUAGAACAUACUUAGACAGCACUAAACUAGUGAACAAGGUAAGAAAGAAAAUCCUUGAUAAUUUGUUCAGGUUUUUAACAAUAAAGCCAUGAAGUGGGGAACAGGAAAGUCAAAUUCUGCAUGCUUUUCAGUCUGAUUGUUCCUUGCCUCUUUAUCUGAAGAUUAUUAAUAAACCCUCUGUAUUAAAUAUCUGCAUCUUUCACAGAUUUUUUUAACAGUUUGAGUUGACAUUUUUUGUUUUUGUUUUUGCACAGUCUUUAAGACGUUCUAAUUUAAUGAACCUUAGCUUGGUAUGGCCAUUAUCAAACACAGCUAUAGACCUUUAGCAUUCUUAAUGUUCUCUCAUGGGGUUAAUGUAAGCAUCUAUAUAUAAUAUUAUAUCACAUUUUAAACAGGAAAUGGAAGAUGUUUGAUGCAAAUUUUUGCAUGAUAGAGAAUUAAUUGAAAUCAAGUUAGGCUUUUUUUCUGAAUGUUGGUAGAACCUUCAUAGCUUUGUUAUAAGGAAACCUUGAACUGAAAAUAUUUAAUAAAAUAACAUUUAAAUUGUGCAGUCA
This is a messenger RNA of Rhineura floridana, 5445 nucleotides long. It is a transcript of the gene CAMK2G, whose product is annotated as calcium/calmodulin dependent protein kinase II gamma. The transcript is spliced from 24 exons. The record is from RefSeq and is a predicted model, not a curated record. Gene Ontology annotation, biological process: protein phosphorylation. Bases 1069 to 2982 code for a protein of 637 amino acids. NCBI's taxonomy places the organism in Eukaryota, Metazoa, Chordata, Lepidosauria, Squamata, Rhineuridae. Gene Ontology annotation, cellular component: cytoplasm; neuron projection. Gene Ontology annotation, molecular function: ATP binding; calcium/calmodulin-dependent protein kinase activity; calmodulin binding.